AUGAUACCAACUUCUACAAACAGUGGUAAUCUGGGCUUGAAUCCGAUUGUUUCAACUCUUGUUAACGGCCCAUCCAAUCGUCCAUCAUCUCAAGCCGCCGCUGCUGCAAUAGUUUCCAGUCUUCAAAACGCUCCUUCACCUGUCAAUCUUCUUCCAAACGCAACGGUGAAGAAUCAGUUUGCACUGCAACCACAAGUCUAUAAUCAAUUUUUGGAUAUUAUGAAAGAGUUUAAAUCACAAUCAAUUGAUACCCAGGAAGUUAUUAAUCGUGUGUCAAGACUUUUUCAUGGUCAUCCAGAUUUGAUUGUUGGCUUUAAUACAUUUCUUCCGCCUGGUUACAAAAUUGAAGUGUCUGACGAUCAUCCAUCAUUUAUUCAUGUUACACAUCCGUCAUCUCGUACAGAAUCAAUAACAAUCGGCGGUAAUGGUACAACAACUACAAACUAUAGUCUUUCUAUAACGACACCGAAUUCUGUAACAUCUACAUAUCAUUCAAAUAUAACAAAUACGAUUAAUUUAUCUUCGAGAACAAUAACAUCACCAAUGAGACAAACAGCAAAUCUUUUGCUUCAACAUGAUGAAGAUGAAACAACAUUAUCGACACUUGAUCCAUCGUCAAGUUCAAAUUCAUUUGCUGCACUUGGCCAAGUAGCGUUACGACCACCAACACCGUGUGCUGUUGUCCCAUCAAUUACUAGUAGUAGUACUUCCCAAGCUGUAAAUGCUCUAAUUUCUGCCGCUACAUCGUCACCGACCCUACCCACAUUGAAUCUCACCAAAGGACAAGAAAAAUCGCAGCAACUUCCAUCUCAACAAUCGAGUGCACCAACGCCGACACCAAGUACAACGCCUAUUCCUACAAGUGCAUCGAAUUCAAAUUCUGGUCAACCCGUCGAAUUCAAUCAUGCAAUUAAUUAUGUUAAUAAAAUCAAAAAUCGCUUCCAUCAACAACCCGAUAUAUAUAAACACUUUCUAGAAAUACUUCAUACCUAUCAAAAACAACAAAAAGAUGCUAAAGAAUAUGCCGGUGGUAACACACUUGGCGCAUUAACGUAUUCGUCCUAUGGUGGUAGUCCAUCAAGUAGUCAAACACCAUUAUUAUCUGAAACAGAAGUAUAUGCUAAAGUAGCUCAAUUAUUUACAAACCAUGAAGAUUUAUUAGCAGAAUUUAGUCAAUUUUUGCCUGAUGCAACACAACAACCAAUGGAACGUACCAAUUCAAUAUCUGAUAUCCUGUCAUCUUCAGGUGCUACUCCUUCAACAUUUACUCCUACACCAGUUUCUAACACACCGAAAAUAAUCACAAAUAAUCCAGUUUCAUCUACCUCUAUUUUGUCAACGGCAACGAGUACAGCAAAUUUCUCGUUUUUGACUACUACAUCAAAUAUUACUUCCUCAACGGCAUCAUCACUGUCAACGUCAACAAACUAUUUAAUUACUCCGUUAACAUCUCUUGCUAUUUUAUCAUCAGCUCCAUCAUUUAGUCUUCCUUCUUCUUCGUUAUCAACACUCACCACCGUCAUACCGCCAAUAACUUCAUCCACACAAGCCGAAACCGUUGUUCGACCUAAGACACCAACAACCACGAUCGCUAACACCAGCUGUGUAUCAACAUCUGCCUCAACAACAGGCACAAGUACUAAGAGAUUAACCACAGUUGUUCAACGGCAAACAGCUAUUAACACUAAUACAAACAAGUCCACACCAGGUAGUAAACGUCCAACAUCAGCUAAAACAUCAACCAAUAUUAAAAAGAAACGUUUAUCAUUGACAAAUAUUGGAAUACACGGGAGUAAUACGGUGGAUUCAACAGGACAAGUAAAAAAUAUGCCGGCGAUUGAUGAAGUAGCUUUCUUUGAUAAAGUACAAAAAACAUUGCGUAGUCCACUUGUAUUUGAUAAUUUUCUUCGUUGUAUAUUAUUAUUUACAAAACGAAUAAUCACAAGGGUUGAAUUAAUUGAACUAAUUCAUUCAUAUUUGGGUCAUUUUCCCGAAUUAUUACGAACAUUUCAAGAGUUGAUCAAUAUACGGGAACCAGGUGAAGUUAUAAUACCAAAAAGUAUUUCGAACCAAAGCGAGGAUUUGAUCGAUAUUGAUUACUCAUCAUGUACGCAACAUGGUACUAGUUAUCGUGCUGUACCAAAAUCGUAUAUUACACCACAGUGUAGUGGAAGAACGCCAUUAUGUCGAGAGCUUGAUAUUGUUAUGGAAGUAAAUUUAAGCGCUAUAAGAGCACUGGAAAGCGUUCAAAUGCAUAUGAAUACAAUGACACAAGACCAAUUAAAUACAUUUCAGUUAGGUGAAGAAUUAGGCGGUCAAUCGGCUUUUACACAACGACAAGCCGUACAAAGAAUUUACGGUGAACGUGCCAAUGAAAUAAUUGACGGUUUAAAACGAAAUCCAAGAGUAGCUGUACCCAUUGUACUUCGACGACUAAAAUCCAAAGAUGAAGAAUGGCGUGAAGCAAAAAAAAAUUUUGAACGAUUUUGGAAAGAACAGUCAGAAAAAUUUUAUUUAAAAUCACUUGAUCAUAUGGGUAUUAAUUGUAAAAAUAAUGAUGCUAGAAUAAUUCGAAAUCGUCAUCUAUUAAAUGAAAUAGAAAAUGUUAGAACAGAACGUGAAGAACAAUUAAAUGCCAAUAUAACUCAGCCACAUUUGAUUUUUCGUUAUGAAGACUUAUCGAUAUUAGAUGAUGCUGCAUCAUUAAUCGUAUUUCUUGUUAAACGACAAAUGGGAUUUGGAAAAGAAGACAAACAAAAAAUCAAAGAAAUUAUGUAUCAAUUUUUACCUGAUUUUUUAUUUUCACCACGUGGUGAUUUGUCGGAUGAUGAAGAAGAUGAUGAAGAUGAAGAAGCAGAAAAUAAUAACGGUAAUAAACGAAAAGACAAAAAAUCUCGUGCAACACGUCAUCAUACAGAUGCAAAUCGUCGACGAAAUGUCGAGUCAUCUGCAAAACCAAAACCGAUACCUCAACAGACAGAGGAUGAUAUGUAUCGUUUAUUUUUGGUGAAUGAUAAUUGGUAUUAUUUUUUUCGUUUACAUCAAUUACUAUGUGAUCGUUUACUUAAAAUUUAUCAACAAUCAUUACGUUUAAUUGAACAAGAAUCAAAAGAAUUGAGAGAUAAUAAUAGAAAUAGAACAUCAACGGCAACAUUAUUAAGACUUUCAAAUAGACCCAAUGUACCUGUAGGUGAAUUUUAUAUCACAUUUUUGGAUAUGGUUCGUAAUUUAUUAGAUGGAAAUAUGGAUGGUUCAUCUUACGAAGAUUCAUUACGCGAAAUGUUUGGUAUUCACGCUUAUAUAGCAUUUACAAUGGAUAAAAUCAUACAUAAUUGUGUUAGACAGUUACAUUCAAUUGUUCAAGAUGAAGUAUCAGAUAGUAUUAUGCGUCUAUAUUUGAGACAUAUUCAGUUAGGUAGUAAUACUGGACUUGUUGAUCAUUUGUUCUCAACAUCACAACAAAAUUCAGAGAUGAUUUAUCAAAAAGAACUUGAACCAUUCACCGAUAAUAAUCGAUUUUUCAGAAUAUGUUCGUAUAAAAAUGAUCGACGUGUAACAACAACAUUGGUUGUAAUCGAUUCGUCUGACGAUGAAGAAAAUGAAAAAACAUUUGAAAAUUGGUCGCGUUAUAUUGAAAACUAUUUGCGUAGUAGUAAUAACACCGAUAAAAAUUUGAAUGAACGAAUACGAACAAGAUUAAGAAAAAAACCAAGAUUUUUACUUAGAAAUCUCAGAAAAAUAUCAUCUCGAUCGGAUUCAGUUGUGACAAAUGAAGAGGAUGAAGAACAACAACAAACCAACAUUGUUCUAACAACAACAACACAACAACAAAACAAUGAUUAUUGUAUUGUCAAACAGAACAGUUUAAAACGUACACCUUAUCAUAAAGCUGGAUUUACUUAUUACAAACGGGGAGCACUACGAACAGCGAAACAGUGUCAUAAACGUCUUUCAGUUGCUCAUUAUGAACGAUUUUCUAAAUUUUAUAAAAAAUGGAUAACUGAAAAUAUUCAUGAUAAUAGUAAUGAUGAUGAUGGAGACGAGGAAAUGGAUGAUAACAGUGGCGGCGAUAUGUGUUUAGAAACAUAUCAUCGUCCCCAUGAACAAGUACAUCUCAUUUCAUUGAUAACAGGCGAAGAUAAUUAUGAUGUAAACCGACCGCCAUAUAGACCCUAUCGACGUUAUAUGCUUGCUGGAAACCAAAAUUUACAAUCAUCGUCGUCUUAA
Molecule: messenger RNA, 4227 nt
Organism: Didymodactylos carnosus
Lineage: Eukaryota; Metazoa; Rotifera; Eurotatoria; Philodinida; Philodinidae
Source: the annotation of a GenBank genome assembly